AUGAUAACCAACAUCCAUCAAAAAUUUUACCGGUCUAAUGCAACCAAAUUAUCAGAAGCUGAUAUUAAUGAGAUUAGGGAAUCGAGAGGAAAAAUACCAAAUGCAUCAGGUAGAAUGUCGAAAAAAUUCCAUAUUGGCGCCCAUCGUGUAUAUGAAAUAUGGGAGCAUAAUGAACGACUCCAACAAAGUCUCGAUAAUUGGAAUGAUUUACCGCCAAAUUCAGAUGAAGAUAAUAAUAAAUCCAAAGGAAAUAAAUCUAAAACUAUGGAUACACUCGUUAUUGCUGGUAAUUCAUCAGUUAAGUUGGCACGGUCCUCACAAAGUGAAUCAAAAAAAAUAAGCCGGGAGGAAUUAGAUGCAUACUACAAGAAAGAAAACGAAGACGAUAAAAAACAUAAAGCAGAUAUGGAUCGUUUACUUUCUAAUUAA
This is a messenger RNA of Entrophospora candida, 429 nucleotides long. NCBI's taxonomy places the organism in Eukaryota, Fungi, Glomeromycota, Glomeromycetes, Entrophosporales, Entrophosporaceae. The record is from the annotation of a GenBank genome assembly.